Molecule: messenger RNA, 2690 nt
Organism: Actinia tenebrosa (Australian red waratah sea anemone)
Lineage: Eukaryota; Metazoa; Cnidaria; Anthozoa; Actiniaria; Actiniidae
Product: macrophage-expressed gene 1 protein
Biological process (GO): defense response to bacterium
Source: RefSeq, a predicted model, not a curated record
UUACAAAACAAGAUAUCAUUUCCGCACCAUGAAGACAGCAGUCGUUAUAUCUAUCAGCAUAAUUUUGCUGGGGCUUGCAGCAGGAAAAGAGGAUGAGGCUGUUCAACAGUGUUCUAAAGAUGUAUCUGCCAGUUGUCCAUCACCCUGGAAGUACACAUAUCCAGUUGGUGACCCAAGUUACUGUCUACAAGGAAACAACAAGGGUUUACUUCGUAUGGAGGUUCUCCCCGGAACAGGCUGGGAUAAUCUGAGAAAUCUCAACAUGGGAAUGGUAGUUUGGAAGAAUUAUUCUCAGUGUUUGACGAGCGAGGAUGGGAAAUAUUUGAUCCCAGAUAACACCUAUGUCGUGCCCUUGAAGGAAAGCAACGUGGUCUUGAAUUCGGAAUUUUUCGAUCACUGGAAUAAUUAUUCUUCAAUGACUUCCAAUUCUAUCAACGCAGAAGCACAUGCAUCUUUUUUCGGCAUUGGACUCGGGGGGAAAUUCUCAAAAGAAUACGAAUCGGUCAAGAAACAUCAAGUGGAAGACAAGGCAGUCACAACUCGAGUGCAGCUCAGAUACAAGUUUUACACCGUCAAAGCACAACCUGAUAUGCAGUUACACCCAGACUUCAAGUCAAGGCUGCUCGAUAUCGCUGCUAAUUUACAGUGUAAUAACACAGCUAUGGCUCGAUACAUGGCUGACUUACUCGUACGAGAUUAUGGGACUCACUAUGUGACUAGUAUCGAUGCUGGGGCGAUUCUGGCGAAAAUUGAUCAUGUUAAAUCGACCUACGCUGCUACAUUUAAUAGUGACAAAAGUAAAAUCACUGCCUCAGCGAGUGCAUCUUUCUUUGGCUCGUUCGGCUUCAGCGCCUCGUACACUCACCAAACCGAAACAAAAGAUUUGGACACUUAUCUCAAAAACGUUGCACACUCAAAGAUCUACACCUAUGGUGGACCACCCUAUCGAGCCAACUUUUCUAUCAACCAAUGGGAAGAUGGUUUACCAAAUAACUUAGUUGCUAUUGACAGAUCUGGGGAUCCGCUACACUAUACUAUCACACCCGAGGCCUUGCCGGAACUUCCCGAGUUUCUUGCACUGGAUCUUAGUCGAUUUGUGCUGAAAUCCAUCAAGACUUAUUAUAAACACAACAGUAUCAAGGGCUGCACAGAUGCCAGCUCACCAAACUUCAACUUCCAAGCGGUUCUAGACGAUCAUUCCUGCAAGGCUCCUUAUACUAACUUUACAUUUGGUGGUGUUUUUCAGAAUUGCUCCAUAUCAGGUAGCCCAAGCACCAAUCCUUGUGGUGCAUUCCAACAGAAAAACCCUAAGAAAAACGACUACGCAUGUCCUGAUGGAUACAACGCUGUCCUCCUCCACCAAGGUCUCACUCCAACCACGUGCCACCGUGAGUGUCAUGGUUGGUGGAUAUUCAAAAGUUGCCAUAACGAUUGUGGCUAUGCAAGAUAUAACACAUAUUGGUGCGUGGCUACAGGUUCAGUAAAGGAUCACUCAGGUUACUUGUUCGGUGGUUUAUACACCAAGAUAGCGAUGAACCCAGUCACAGGGACCGCCAGUUGUCCUCCCAAGUUAUACCCCCAGCGGUUCGGCCCUGAAGGGAUGUACGUGUGUAUCAGUGACGACUACGAACUGGCUGCUCAAUAUUCUUUACGGUUCGCUGGAUUCUUCAGCUGUAGUGCUGGCAACCCUCUGGCUUUUAAAAAGACUACUGCACCAGCAAGUGGACAAGUAGGACUAGAACGCGCUUUAUACAGUGCUGGCUCCUCUAGCUGGCCCAAGCGCUGUCCUACGGGGUACUCCCAACACUUGGCCAUCAUAGACGAGGACUGUGAGAUCAACUACUGUGUGAAAGCCAAUUCCCUGUCAGCACAAGGCCUUCCGACCAUCAGACGACCACCGUUCCGACCGCUGCCGAAGAUGAACCAUAACAUUACGAUACCGCUGGCCAUAGUUAAUGAUGACACGGGUAAAGUUUGGUUCAAGGAUCCAAACUCUUUGAGCUGGAUUCUAGCGACAAAAAGUUCCGUCAUGAAAUUCAUGGCCGAGACAGACAUCAACAAAGGCGCCAUCGAGAAUUUAAAGGCUUCAGUGGACGAAAUCAAACCGAGCACCAAGUCUUCCUCCUCUUCUACUGGACCAAAAGACGACACAAUGUCACCUGGAACGGCAGUCGUGAUUACAAUCGCUGUCAUAGCGUUUGCUGCAAUCUUGAUUCUUGUGGUGGUUGUUUCCGUACGCCGUAAAACGCGUCGUGAAAGUAAUAAAUCUAGCAUGAAUCCUCUACUUUCGUCUUCAACAAACUACCAGACUGUGGGAAACGUUGAACACGAGUAGAUAGAGACAAAUAUCUAUUGCUGGGACCACUUGACGUUAGUCAUUUACUUUCUUCUGUGGAAUGUUCAUUCCCUGAAUCUUUAGUUUUUCAAUAAAGGCUUUGUAUCAUCACAUGAUGGUUGCCAUAACAAUAGGUACAACAAUAGAGUAUUUUUUAUGAAAAUGAAUUCUUUGAUUAGACCAGAUUCAGUUGUUCCUGCCUCCUAUCACGGCUGUUAUCAAGUGAUGCUGCAAAGCCUUUAUUGUCUAUAUGAUAAGUAUAUGUAAUAGGACUCCAUGCUGUCCAAUUAAGAAAUAAUUGGACGAGGAAACUUCCGAGGACUGACAAAAUUGGAUGAGGCCUUAGGCCGAGUCU